Messenger RNA from Miscanthus lutarioriparius, 1176 nucleotides. The record is from the annotation of a GenBank genome assembly. Lineage: Eukaryota; Viridiplantae; Streptophyta; Magnoliopsida; Poales; Poaceae.
AUGGCGACCGGCGGCAGCGGUGGCGCCGGGAGCGAUGACGUCCACGGGCUCACGUUUGGCAAGAAGAUCUACUUCGAGCAGGACGCGGCUGCCGCCGCCGGCGGGAGCGCGACGGCGGCGGCGGCGGCGGGCGGCAGGAAGGGGAAGGGCGUGGCCACUGGUGGUGGCGCGGCGGGGGGCAGGCCGGCGUCCGCCAGCGCCGCCUCUGCCACCCAGCCGCCAAGGUGCCAGGUGGAUGGGUGCGGCGUGGAUCUGAGCGCCGUCAAGCAGUACUACUGCCGCCACAAGGUGUGCUACAUGCACUCCAAGGAGCCGCGCGUCGUCGUCGCCGGCAUCGAGCAGCGCUUCUGCCAACAGUGCAGCAGGUUCCACCAGUUACCUGAAUUCGACCAAGGGAAACGUAGCUGCCGCCGACGCCUCAUUGGUCACAAUGAGCGCCGUAGGAAGCCACCACCUGGACCUCUCACUUCACGAUAUGGCCGGCUUGCUGCAUCAUUUCAAGAGCCUGGUAGGUUCAGAAGCUUCCUGCUCGACUUCUCGUACCCAAGGGUUCCAAGCAGCGUGAGAGAUGCGUGGCAAGGAGGUCAGCCCGGCGGUGACAGGAUGCUGGGUGCCAUCCAGUGGCAUGGGUACCAAGAACCUCACCCACACCGCAGUGCAGCUGCGGGCUAUGGCAACCAUGCAUACAACUGCCAUGGUGGCUUGGUGGCAGGGGCCUCAAUGCUCCCCUCUGCUUUUGAGCUCCCGUCUGGCGGAUGUGUUGCAGGAGUUACCACCGACUCCAGCUGUGCUCUCUCUCUUCUGUCAACUCAGCCAUGGGAUACAACCUCCCAAAGUGGCAGCCACAACCGGUCCCCAGCAAUGUCCGCCGCGGCCAGCGCCUUCGAAGGCACCCCGGUGGCGCCGUCCGUCAUGGCAAGCAGCUACACGGCGUCAAGCACCUGGACGGGUUCACGGGACCCCGCCGACGGCGCCAGGAACGCGCAGCAUCACGACGAUGCUCUGCAGCUGGUCCAUCCAGGCCCGGUCCACCACGGCCACUUCUCCGGCGAGCUCGAGCUCGCCCUGCAGGGAAGCGGGCUGCCGCCGCCGCCAAACCUGCCGCACGUCGACCAUGGCAGCUCCAGCGGCACCUUCAGCCAUUCCACCACCAACGCAAUGAAUUGGUCCCUGUAG